Messenger RNA from Nerophis ophidion (straightnose pipefish), 3306 nucleotides. It is a transcript of the gene dnttip2, whose product is annotated as deoxynucleotidyltransferase, terminal, interacting protein 2. Gene Ontology annotation, biological process: RNA processing. The coding region runs from base 317 to 2971 and encodes 884 amino acids. Lineage: Eukaryota; Metazoa; Chordata; Actinopteri; Syngnathiformes; Syngnathidae. Gene Ontology annotation, cellular component: nucleolus. Gene Ontology annotation, molecular function: RNA binding. The record is from RefSeq and is a predicted model, not a curated record. The transcript has 7 exons.
CACACACACACACACACACACACACACACACACACACACACACACACACACACACACACACACACACACACACACACACACACAUACACACACGUGCUACAUUUUCUCAGCAAUCACUACCAAACAACCAAAUAAAGUAAAAAUUAAAUCGGUGACGUUCACGUGAAUACAUUAGAUGUAAUUUUCACAUUUAGUUAAAUAAUAUUUGAAUAAAAAAUUAUUAUUGAACAAACGAACGUGUUUUGUGUGUAACAAUCCUUCUCGUCGUUCGAUUGCUUCAGUCUGCUCUCCAAACCGGAAGUGAAGGUGAAGCAAGAUGGUGGCCACGCGGAGGGCAGGACUCGUGUCUUCUCCCAAGAAAACAAAAGUGGAGCAGACCUCCGACAUCCAGGCCACGCCCUCCACACGGAGGACAACCAGGAGUUCUGUGGCACAGGUGGACGGUCCCGCUGGCAAAGUCCCGCAGGAGACCGGCGCCCAGCUUCAGGAAGCAGACCUGCGGACGUCGGUGCUGAAGCGAUGCAGCCGAGCCUCCAGACUCCACAGCCCGGAGCAGCCGUGCACCCCGGCGGCCUCGGACAUGUCCGACCUGGAGUCCUGCUGCUCCGACCUAAACGCUCGCGUGACCCGCAGCAGCAGGACGAGACCCGCUAGCCAAGAGGAGGAGGACCUGUCCGAGGCAGAGUCCUCCUCGUCCCUGGCCCAGCAAAAUGUCCGAAGCCUAAGAAAGAAGGUGGACGACAAAAAGGAAGGAUCCAGUAGUCCGGCAGUGUCUGAAGCUGAAGCUCCGAGGACACGAAGCAGGAAGAGCAGGACCGUCAAUUAUGAAGACGAAGAAGAUAGGUCGGAGGCGGAGUCCUGCUCUUCUGCUGUCCAGACCACAAGAACUCUACGAAGCACCAGGAAGACCAUCCCUGUCCCAAAGUCGGUCAGGACAGACGACAGGAAGGUGGAACACAAGGUGGACUUGGCGCCCAAGUCCCGCCAGAGAGUCACUCGAAGUCAAAGAAAAAGUCUCCGUCCUCGACGUUCCUCCCAGAGACGAGCGGAGGACUCCGACGAGCUUUCCGACGCCGAGAGCGUGGAGGCGCCUCAGUCUGCAGUGCGGAGGAGCACCAGGACCAGCAGCUCGGACGAGGUCUUCCUGAGCUCCCCCACACCGAGGAGGACAAGAAGGACCAGUGCGGCGGCAGAGGAGAAGUCAUGUGACUCAGAGAGCUUCGAAUCCGGCCCAGAAUUCAGCAUCGGCACACGGGACAAGACCUGGUCCUCCAGUUCCAAUCCCCCGGAGUCUGACUCGGAGGGAGGCGGGACUCCCUGCAGCAGCCGCACCGGAUCGGGGAGCAGCCGGCGACGCGCUUCGAUUCCUGUGAUGAAGAACCUCUACGUGGUUCUGGAGAACGCUCGAGAGGAGGUCUUACUGGACAACUCGCUUCUGGACACCACGGUGGUCUCCGGAGACGCGGACGGGACGCUGCUGGAGGAAGGCAAGAAGAGCGGCGAGGACUUGAGUGGAGACGUUGGACUUGAAGUAGACGCUCAGGCGGGGGGCGUCACGCUUGAAGACCCGAGGACCGGGGAGGACUCGACUGAAGACGGGAAAGGAGAGGAAGAGGACCCCAGUGAAGUCCUGGCUGAAGCGUCACACCUGGAAGACGGGAAAGGAGAGGAAGAGGACGCCAGCCAAGUCUUGGAUGAAGAGUCACACCUGGAAGACGGGAAAGGAGAGGAAGAGGACACCAGCCAAGUCUUGGGUGAAGAGUCACACUUGGAAGAAGACAAGACCAGUAAGGACUCUGAUGAGGUGGCUGAGGAUGUCCCGGAAGACUGUGCUGGUGAGGCUGCAGUGGCGUCCGCAGACCAGCAGGGUGAGCUGUCUGCUGAAGAGAGGGAGGACGAGCUGGCCUCGGUGCAGGAAGCCAUGGAGGAGGAGGAGGAGAGCAAGUGUGAAGACGUUGUUGACGACACACCUGCCAGACCGUCAGAGGUGGACGUGAAGGACCACGCUGUAGACCGAGGUCCAGCCAAGCGCAGAAAGGCGGCCUGUAAAGAAUUCAGCCUCUCGGUGAGCAGCGAUGAAGAGGACCAAGAGGUGUCAGAGGAAGAGGACGACGCGGGAGAGAUACCGGGCCGCUCCAGGAAGACCCAGGCCGCGCCCGUGUCCCUGGACGGCGUCUUCAUGGUGGACACGCGGGUCGGGGGCGAGGCCAGCGAAGACUACUUGACACAGCCGCUCACCCAGGAGGAGCUGCUUGGCGGGAAGGACGACAAGGAGUUUGUGGAUGAAGAGGACCAAGAUGACCAGGAAGUGGACUUGUUCUGGUCCAGCAACAGAACCUGGGCGAAGAAGUUGUCCACGGUGAUCGACCCCGGUGUGAGUGUGAGACAGUUGGGUGGAUUGUACAUCAACCUCAAUGGCAGCCAAGCAGCAGCUGGACCAAGUUGUACUCACAAACACAAGGAGAAGAAGGUCCAAGACCAGGUGAUGAAGAAGAGCGUGAUGGUGGCGGACUUUGAGAAGAAGGACUCAGUGCCGCCCUACAGCGAGUCCAAACGCGCCUUGAAGAAAAAAAACAGAGAGGAGCGUGAGAAGUCCACAGGAGACGGCUGGUUCAACAUGAAAGCUCCAGAGCUAACCAACGAGCUGCAAGGAGAUCUUAAACUGCUGCAGAUGAGAGGAUCCUUGGAUCCUAAAAGGUUCUACAAGAAGAACGACCGCGAUGGAUUCCCCAAGUACUUCCAGAUGGCCACCGUGGUGGACAACCCCCUGGACUUCUACCAUUCCCGAGUGCCCAAGAAGCAGAGGAAGAGGACCAUGGUGGAGGAGCUGCUGGCUGAUGAAGACUUCAGGCACAAGAACAAGAAGAAGUAUCUCAACAUCAUGGCCGAGAAAGCGGCUCAGGCAGCAGGAAAGAAGAACAGCUACAGGAACCCCAAAUUUGUCAAGAUGUCAAAAAAAGCUCGGAAGUAGAAGCGCAGGAAGAUGAUUUAUAAAUUAUAUCUGCAAAAAAAAAUUUGUUUUCGCAAUUUUAUUUUCCAGGACUUUAAAGCUACAUACAAAAAUAUUGUACAACAGAUAAAUCCACACUUCCUGUACAUGAGUAAUAUUCUUAUGUAAACACUUUGUUUUAAAAUGAUUGUACAGUAUAUCAUUUAUAUUUGGACAAGGCUGAGUAUUAUUGAUUAAUCAUGCUUUUUUUUUCCUAAGUCAAAUGAUGCAACUGUAAAUUAUGACUCAGCAGAAAACACAUUUUUAACCACACGUACCUGACAUGCUUGUUGACAUUAAAAGGUACAUUUCUUCUA